This is a messenger RNA of Protopolystoma xenopodis, 1359 nucleotides long. NCBI's taxonomy places the organism in Eukaryota, Metazoa, Platyhelminthes, Monogenea, Polystomatidea, Polystomatidae. The record is from the annotation of a GenBank genome assembly.
AUGCACGCCCUCAGUUGUGGUGAUGGCGGUGAGUUGGUGCUUUGCGAUAAAUCAACUUGUUCCAAGUCCUAUCAUCUGAAUUGUUUGGGUCUUAUUCGACCUCCAGCAGGCAUAUGGUAUUGUCCCUGGCAUUAUUGCGAUGAUUGUGGUCGGCCUGCAAGCUACCUUUGCUGGCGCUGCCCGAAUGGUUAUUGUGAUGAGCAUGCGGAUCCAGGCCGCAGGGUCCAGAUCGACGCCAUGGAUGCCGAUCGGUGGGCCGAGGCAAUACGUUCUGAUCUAGUUAAUCGAGCUGUAGUAAAUGCAGCCGCUGUUACUGCAGCCUCGACUGCAGCUACAGCCUCUGGGUUUGGAUCUGGCGGGAUCGGUUCAGGGCUAUCUAAUCAUCAUCAUCAUCAUCACCAUAGCCAGAGUCAGAUAGACUCAGUGGCCCCUACUACCAACUCUUCCACCUCAGGCACUUCUGUUACUCCGGGGAGCCAGCUGACUCCUUCUGGUCUACUUGGUCAACUAGCAGCUGGUUUUCGCUGGGUUUGCACUGACCAUGCCGGUCUGGUGAUAUCUGGGCCUGGCCAUCUACCCAAGCUAAUUGGAACGGGCCGGUUGGCUCAGGCAGCCACCCCUCCUACUCAUCCCAUCGAGCCUUCUGGUCGACUAGACCUACCAAGAGCUAAUCAGGCUGACGGAUCCGGACAGAUGAUUGCAUUUACGCAUCCUACGCCACCAGAGGCAACUGCAGGAGCGACGCAGAGCUCUUCCUCCUUACCCUCUUCUGUUGGCUCCAUUGCAAACGGCGUUUCGAAUGAGUUUCAGGCGGAUGUCGAGUCCACCUGCACCAUCCGCUCCCUCCCUGGUUCACGGCCAACAACGCCUUCUUCCCCUAUGUUCGUCGAAGAUACUGAGAGUCCUAGUGCAAAUGGAUCGGAGACAAGGCGCCCGAAUGGCUGUCGAACAUCCCAGAUUUCAACAACUUGCUCAAAAGUUGACAACUCUCUCAUAUCUGCUAACAUUAUGCCUAGCCAUAGUAAUAGUCUUGAAGACUACGUCCCAGUAUCAGAUAAUCCUUAUAAUGUCUCCCGUGAUACGGGUCUCAGUCUAGCCAUCAGUUCUGAACCCGAUGGUGGGACGCCCAGCCUCGAUCUUGCUACAACAGCUCCUUCUUUCGUCACUGCCGAGAUAGAUCGAACUGUUCAGGCACUAGCCGACAUAGAUCGAUCCGUCCAGUCACUAGCCGAUUCCACAAACGAUACAGGAGGCCCUGAAGGGGCGAACAAGAAGCGUAACUCUUUUGAUCCUCAAACCUCUAUUCCAGUGAAAAAACGACGUCGCUUUCUCAAUGAAGCUGAAGCUAGGCGAGCCUAG